GAAGCGGUACAGACGAAAUCCCACAUUGCCUCAUUUGUGCCGACCCGAUCUCGAGUAUUGCCGUCGCAACACAGUCACUGUCGUCAUCCCUACCACACCAACAACUACUACCUUACCCAAGAAAAGACCACCGAGACCAACAUGUCGCAACUCGGAAUGGCCAACACCAUUGCCACUGCUACUGGCGUCCUCGGGUGCGCAUGGUGGGCAGGCGCGGCAGCAUCAUUGUCCAUGUUCAGCAUCCCCGCCAUUCUCCAAACCAGCGCCGAGCCAGGUCAUGCACUGAAGCUGUGGCAACACAUAUUUUUGAACGGCGCGUCGACCGGCCCAAAAGUAGCGCUCGCCGUUACGCUCUCGCUGGCCUACUCUGCAUACGAUCGCUACGACCAGGGUGUUGCGUGGAAGCCGUUUGUUGCCGCUGGAGCUUUGAGUCUCGCCAUCGUGCCCUAUACCAUCAUCUUUAUGUCGUCAACGAAUAAUGCGCUCAUGGCCGGUGCACGGGGCAUCGCAACGCUGGGUCUGUCCGAGACCACGGAUUUGUUGAAGAGGUGGCAGGCACUCAACGCCGUGAGAAGCAUCAUUUCCCUUGCGGGCGCCGCUAUCGGUUUGUGGUAUACUGCUUUCCAAUGAGCGUGAAAGGGUUUGGUUCUAUCCAAGACAUAUCGAUCGUUUCUGUAUAGACAGGGAACCGAGGCGACGGAACGGCGACAGAUUCAUGUUAGAUAAAGAUAGUCCUCGAGGUGUGCCGACCAGGCAGAUGGUAGGCGGCCAGUGCAACAACAGGUGGUCAUCCCAUUCCCGUUGGUUGCUUCAGUGUCAGGAAGUGGUAGAAAUGGCACUUGGUCGACGCAAUGCACAACAGCCGGUCCCUGCAAGCCUUGUUCGUAAUCUUUGGCCUUGUGCUCACCGCCAGAUCACUGUCCCAAAACCUUGGCUGCAACUGCAUCAUAC
Colletotrichum scovillei is the source of this 951-nucleotide messenger RNA. RefSeq lists its product as uncharacterized. The record is from RefSeq and is a predicted model, not a curated record. Bases 142 to 630 code for a protein of 162 amino acids. NCBI's taxonomy places the organism in Eukaryota, Fungi, Ascomycota, Sordariomycetes, Glomerellales, Glomerellaceae. The transcript has 2 exons.